This is a messenger RNA of Anopheles marshallii, 5766 nucleotides long. RefSeq lists its product as uncharacterized. The transcript has 7 exons. Lineage: Eukaryota; Metazoa; Arthropoda; Insecta; Diptera; Culicidae. The record is from RefSeq and is a predicted model, not a curated record. Bases 1 to 5766 code for a protein of 1921 amino acids.
AUGUCUUCGCUGAGGAAAUCCGCAUCGUUCCGCUCGAGAAUUCCCGUACGGCGAACGCGCCUACCGCACAGACGCUGUACCAGCCCGGACCAGUCCGUGGUCACGAUCGGGCACAGCCACGGGUCGGAAUCGUCCAUCGCCACCGGGCCUAACGACGCCGGGGCAGGUCUGUUUGGGAAAGUGGUUGGCCAGCAGCCAAAAGCUUGGUACGAUCGGAGCCAUUGCUACUCGUCCUCGAGCUAUUCGAGCAGCGACGAAAGCUGCGACUCGGAAGCGGCUCCAUUUCAGCAUCUCCUGAAUCAAUCAUCGGUUGCAACCAGUGCUGGCGGAGCGUCGUACACACAACGGCAACAACAGGAGCAGCAGCACCAGCACCGGGUACUGGUGGGCCACCGGCAGCACGACGGCGCUCCGUACCAACACUUUGACCAGCCAGAGUUCCUACCGCACCAGCCACAACAGCCGCACCACCAGUCCUUUGGAGCGUCCAGUUGUUUAAGCACCUCGACCGAUGCGAUGAGUCUCGACGGGUUGCUGGAUUGCGUCAGCACGGGCACCUUCUCCUGUCCACCAUCGCCAAAAUCGAAAUCAUAUUUGGAUAAUGGCGACGGUGGUCAGCAGUCGGGCUUUUACGAGUCGCUGGAAGAGUUGAAUUACGCACUCAAAACGCUCAUAAUAUCGGAUUCGUUUCAAGCGCAACGAAACAUGCGGAAUGCAGCGUCUACGGAUACCGCCGAUGGGUCGGUCUCACUGUCCGGAACCGUGGAAUGUACGGUCCCGUUCGGUGCAUCGUACGAAACAGGACCACAGCAGCAGGGACACCACCGGCCGGAGGAUGUAAGGGUUGGUGAAAAUCUGAGCAGUACACAGGAAUUCGCCGGACCCAACCAACAGAAUUAUCAUCAUCGUUCACCUCAUGAGCAGCAGCAGGAACGGGAGGCCACAGUAGUGGAGGAAGAUGAUGAUUUGAUUAAGCAGCGGAAACUAAGCGAUUGGUAUUACAUUAAGACGGCCCCUACCAAGAAACCUUCGAGUCCAUUCGAGCGUCGACGGGCCAACGGAAGCCGUCUGGCGAAUGAUGCUGCAAGGCGCACGGGACGGUUCCCUCCGACGCUAACGCCUCGGGCUUCCAAUCCGGACAUUGCUGGAGAUGAGCGUUUGCAGAUGAGAGCGACUGCCGACAGUAAGCAUCCCACGCUAGGGGUACUCUCCACGGCCAAACUGGGGGAGUUAGGUGAUCGUAAAUAUCCGUCACCAAUUCCGCGGCCUCGCCGAUUCCCACCCGCGAUGGUACCUGCGGAUGCUCAACCUAGCUGGGAGCAGGAGUCCCGCUGGCAUCAUCAACAUCCGGGUGCGGUCACCAAAUCCGCUUCCUCUUCCAGCGUCAAUCUUGGACUACGGGGCCAUUUGAAUUCGUUGGGUACGGGUCGCGGGCCCAACGGGCCCAACGUUCGCCUCCACUCAAACUCGGACCUACAGCAGGCCGGCACACGGAAGGCAAUUGCACCUGCCCUGCUGCAGGAUGAUUCGCUCGGCAGUCUCGACGAUAGUUCAUCGCUGGCCGUUCUCGGUGGCUCGCCAGCGUUCGAAUUGCCGGACGAUCGGGACCGAUUUUCACCCUACUUUCGACGGCGCAAUCCGCACCAACUCGUACCGCAAUGGUUCCCACCUCCACCACCACCCCCGUACCAUUACCCGCAUCAGCACGGCCAUCAGCAGGAGCCGCGGAAUAUUUAUGAGAACUUUCCACCAUCGGCCAAUCAGCACGCGUCAAUGGAAGGGCACGUGAACGAUGGUGGCGCAAAACCCGAAACCUUGUCGCCCAUACCAACGGCAAGAAUACGAACCACCACCAGCUCCAACAUUCACGCUUCCGGACCGCUGUCCAACCCUCACACCAACCGUCCGGCACCCACACCACUGUACGGCAUCGAGGAGAACGAAGUGUUUCAGUACAAAGUACCAAUCGCGUCAGGCGGCAGUGACAAGCGACCACUACCGAGGCCACCGAUCGACUCGGACGAUGAGACCGGUCAAGGCCAAGGCAGGAUGGUGGCGGAGAAGAAGAGCUCCCUCACGCGGUGUUAUCCAACGAAAUCGCAACCAUCAUCACAUCCGCCACAGUUGCCCUCACAGCCGGCCGGCCAGCAAAAGCUGACGGCGCCGACGCCGAGCACCAACACACCCGCCACCACCCCGUACCGGACCGACUAUGAGCUGUCCGGGUCGUACGUGUCGCUCGAGUGUCCCUCGCCGCCGGGUCCACCCGCUUGCGGACCCGAGGGCCGACGGGGCGAUCCGCAGGCUCGCCUCGCCAACUACCUGCGCACGCUGUACAACGAGCUAGCUUUAAAGGAACCGGUGCUGCCGAGCUGGGUGCACCCGGUCGCACCCGGCGUCCUCUGUCCGGCCCGGCUCGAGCCCGAGCUCCGGCUGCACAUACACUCACACGGCCUGAACGAGGCGAUCGGCGUCGACCAGAUUCUGACACCGGUGCAGACGAAAGAUGGCCCAUUCCUGGAGGCGCCGCGCCGUGUGCUGGUCGAGUGCCCACCGUGGGUGACGCGUGGCGCACUCGCCCUGCGCAUCCUGCACGGCUGGAGCCGUGAACCACCGUGGCCUCCGCGGGGUCAACCGGUGGCGCUGGCGCUGUUCCUACCGCUGGCCGAACUGCGGGGCACGAUCGCGAACUACAUCGGCAAGGAGCUGCUGCCGCGUGGUCCACCGAACCCGUUCGCGAGCGGGUUCGGUGGGUUCAGUGCCGCGUGGAACUCGCUCGAGGCGCUCAAGGGCAAGCUGCUGAUCGUGCUAGACGGGUACGAUGUGCAGUGCAAAACGCGCAAAAGCAAAACCAUGCCAAAGGACGUGAUCGACCUGCUGGAGGGACGUCUCUUCCCGGAAGCCCGCGUCAUACUGAUCAGCGUGACGGCGUCCUGCACCGAGCUGCUGCCCCUGAUGCAGCGACAUAUCACCUUCGAGGGGCUGGUCUGGGGUCGCUCCGUGUCGUUGCUCGGUGGCGGCCAGUGGGGAGCGCCAACGCGACUCAUCGACACGGUGCAGUCCUGUCGGCAUCUGCGAAACAUUGCCCGGACCACGCUCGGCUGUCUGGCGAUAGCGGCCAUAUACGAAACGUCCGGCGGCGAGUUACCGACCGACGAGCUGGACGUGAUCGCGUCGGUAUUCAACUGCGUUGCAGCCAACUCGUCCCACACGCAAGUCACCGAGCUGGGCCGGUUGGCGCUGUUCUGCUUGAAAACGAAGCGCUCCACGGUGACGUCAGCUGAGCUGAAGAUGUACUGCUCCUCGCCGGAAACGAACAUCGCCGGCUGUUUGGACCGGGCGCAACUGUUUGGCCGCACCGCCAAGCGGAAGUCGGACCAGUACUACACCAUCAUCUGUCCCGGGCUGGCCGAGUUUCUCGCCGCGAACUAUAUCGUAUCGCUGGCGAACCGGCCCGGGCUGCUGGCGGCAGAGAUAGCCGGGCUGGCCGUGGGCGAUGAGGUGGAACCGGAGAUCCUGAAGGUGUUAAACUUCGCGAUGGCCCUGCUCGGUGCCCGGGCGCAUCUGCUGCUCUCCAAGCUGACGCCGCUGUGGUUGAGUCCGCAGACGAUCUUCUCGCUAGCGCUGGCCGGCGGUGAGACGGAAGCCAACCUGACGGCGCUCUGCGAGAUGCUGGGCAUUUCCAAGUCGCCUCCGGUGCCACCGCUCGAAGCGAAACCGGUCUGGGUGUCGAUCAAGUCGACGCUGUCCGAGCUGCAGGGUUGGGGACUGGCGUUCAAGAGCCCCACCUGCACGCUGAAGAACCUCGAGCUGGUGUACCAGAUGGAGAAGAACCUGCUGCUGGAGUCACGCAACGUGAUGGACAUCUUUCUGGACGCGCUGUCGAAGAACGAGAGCGUCACCACACUGCGCAUCACGUCGCUGAUCGAGAACGAGGUGCGCGACUCGGACAUUAACUAUCUGGCGAGUUGCAUAUCGAAAGCGCUGCUCAAACCACGCCUCGAAAGCUUCGAGCUGAUCCUCACCCUGCUCGAGGAGGACCCACCCAUCCUGAAGCUCCAGUCCGUGGUGACGGCACUCUGUCGGACGAUACCGCGCCAGCCGAAGCUGAGCAACCUUUCGCUCGAUCUCGGCCUCUGCACGUCCCAGCUGGUGCAGAUCUGUUCGACGCUCGAGAAGUGUCCGCACGUCACGCGGCUUUCGUUGCCCCAUCUGCGCUGCGAACGGGGAGCCGUGGGAGCGCUCGCCGCCUUACUUGCCGUGCGGCCUCUGUCUUAUCUGGGGCUUCCCUCCAGCUGGGGUGCCCGCGACGAUCCACCAUCAUCCAGCGGGGUUAGCAUGGGUUCCGGCUCGGGCAGCAGUAGCGGCAACUCGGGUCUCAUCAAACAGUCCUCCCUGACCGGGGCACCUUCGCCGCGCUCGUAUCCGGCCGGCAUCUUCUCGUCGUUGCCGCGAGGUGUGCUCAGCUCGACGGCCAACAUGGGCCGUUCGGCCACACUGCCCCGCCAACCGAUGGAAGGACCUCCGGACAAGCGGAGCACGGACUCGGUCAUUUCGCGCACCUGGUACCCGACACCGGCCUGCGAUGGUGGUCCGCACAAUUCUGGCACGCUGCACGAACUGUUGCUGGCCGCACGCGACACCUACUCCCGGCUGCACGGGUUGGAUCUGAGCAAGGCGCAACUCUCGCUGGAGGACUCGAUGUGUCUCGGCGAGACGGUGCGCGUAUCGACGACGCUACACUCUAUCAAGCUCGAGGGUGCGUCCCGACUGAGUGAAAUCCUGCCGACCGUGCUGGGAGCCAGCGAGUCGCCCUGCCUGCAGAUGAUGAGCCUCGGGUCGCCCCGGAUCGCACUCGAGGAUGCCGCCGUCGGAAUGUCCGCACGUGCCUUGGGCAGCUGCAUCACGCUGCGGCUGCUCAGCCUGGACGGUUGGAGCUUUAGGAUAGAGAACGUCGGUACGCUCGCCUCGGUCCGCGGAUUCCUUUCGCUCACGUCGGUCCGCGAGCUCGGUCUCAACAACUGCCGGCUGAACAUGUCGAUGUUUAAGAGUGAUGUGCCCGUGCAGUCCGGUGCGUACGAGUGCCGCUCCGUAGUCAACCUAAAGCUGGCCGGUGCUCAGAUCAUCUUCGCCGAUCAUCUCUCGAUGAAGGGUCCGCACAUGUUGCCGUAUCUGGUGGGUUUUGUGAAUUUACGCGAGCUGGACCUUUCUGCCCCAUCGAGGACGGGUUUCGGCAGCACAACCACCACGCCGCUCAUCCUUUCCGAUAAGGACAUCGUAGGUUUCUUCAACACGCUCAACAAUCACUUCAGCCACCUAAACACGCUGAAGAUGUGCAACUGGAUCAUCCAUCUGGACGAAGCCGCACGUACACUGAAGUCCGUCGCCAAGCUGCUCAAAUCCAGCCCGCUCAGUCACAUCAAGCUGGACAGUGUCGUCGUGAUGGAUCGCCCAAAGAAGCAACGGAUCGAACCCCAGUUUCUGCACGCAUUUCUCGCCAAUCUGCCCCUGUUGCGAUGGCUCGGCAUUACGCUGCACGGGCUAAGCGAGGAGCAGAUAACGACGCUCGGCAACUACUGUGGUGAUAUGCGCGGCAUGGAGAUCGAUGUGCGGCUAUCCGAUUCCACGAUUGAAAAUGCGCGGCUGAUGACGGGCAGCCUCGGCAUGGAUGGGAAGUUUGACAUUCGCGUCUCCACGUUCGGUACCUCGAACAGCAUACUGAUCCACAUCGAGAAAACUUCGACGAAAAGUUUAUCCCGUAAAUAA